Parasteatoda tepidariorum (common house spider) is the source of this 2277-nucleotide messenger RNA. Its product is annotated as homeobox protein Meis1. Gene Ontology annotation, molecular function: DNA binding. Gene Ontology annotation, biological process: regulation of DNA-templated transcription. The record is from RefSeq and is a predicted model, not a curated record. Lineage: Eukaryota; Metazoa; Arthropoda; Arachnida; Araneae; Theridiidae.
AACUUCCCAAAAGCGAACAAAUUAUGCAGGAAAGAAAGUUUGUGAUUUUCGCCAACCCUCGCCAAGCAUUCCACGAUUAUUUAUCAUUCCGUUCAAGUUGACGGUGGGUGCAAAGAAAGGGGUGGGGAUAAAAGCGCCCCCUACAGGAAACCGGCUGAGCGAGGGGCGCGAAAUUUUCUCGUGUUGUUUUGAUCGUCAGAUCCAACACGUGGUUGGAAGAGUAACGUUGUCGACAUGCAAUAUCCUGAAGAUGGGAUGCCUCAUUACGGCCAUGGGGAUGGAUCGGCCGGCGGUCUAUAUGACCCCCAUAGGCAAAAUCUUAUGAACCACCAUGGUGUUUAUCAUGCCAAUCAUGUGUCUAUUGCUAAUCAUGUCAUGGGAUCUACACCUGAUGUCGGAAAAAGGGAUAAAGAUGCCAUUUUUGGACACCCGCUUUUUCCUCUGUUAGCCUUGAUCUUUGAAAAAUGUGAGCUGGCCACCUGCACCCCUAGGGAACCAGGCAUCGCUGGGGGUGACGUCUGUUCCUCCGAGUCUUUCAAUGAGGAUAUCGCCUGCUUUGCAAAACAGAUUAAGGAAGAAAGACCAUUGUAUGAUGCCAAUCCUGAACUAGAUAGCCUUAUGGUGCAAGCAAUCCAAGUGCUUAGAUUCCAUUUGUUAGAAUUGGAAAAAGUUCAUGAGCUCUGUGAUAACUUUUGUCAGCGUUACAUCAGCUGCCUAAAGGGUAAGAUGCCCAUUGAUUUGGUUAUCGAAGAGAGAGAUACUAAACCUGAGUUAGGGGACACCAAUAACAACAGCAACGGUAGCAGUUUCUGUGGUGGUCCUCCCUGUGUCUCCAGGGGUAUGCUGGAUACUUCCGGCGGACAUAGUACUGAUAGUGGCUCUACACCAGAUCAGGGCCACUAUGAAGACAUGUCUGUGGGAAAUAUGGAAAGGCUAGGGAGACCACCUUCACAAUCCCUGAAUUAUGGUUCCGUAGGCGAUGAUGUUCGGUCCCCCACGGGUUCAACUGGCACUCCAUGUCCUCUGUCACAACAGCCUUCUUCCCAACAAAGUACAGACAAUAACAGUGAAGCUGGUGAUGCGAGUAUUUGUUCAGGAGAAGGCUCAGGUGAUGAGGAUGAUGAUGAAAGGGGUGGUAAGAAAAGGCAGAAGAAGAGGGGUAUUUUUCCUAAAGUAGCAACAAACAUAAUGAGGGCAUGGCUAUUUCAGCAUCUUACGCACCCGUAUCCAUCUGAAGAUCAAAAAAAGCAGCUUGCUCAAGACACAGGUCUUACGAUUCUACAGGUAAACAAUUGGUUUAUCAAUGCCCGUAGAAGAAUAGUUCAACCUAUGAUUGAUCAGUCAAACAGAGCUGGAGGGACUAUGGGAACACCAGGACCGACAUACAGCCCUGAAUCCUCUGGUAUGGGCUAUAUGAUGGAUGGAGUGUCGCCCAUGCAUAUCAGAUCAUCCAGCCUGCAGAAUUUGCCUUGCCCAGAGAACAUGACCAUUGGCCAUAUGGCAGGAUAUUCUCAGCUCAGGUCACCGGUCCACUCUCAAGGAAUGCUUCUUUCUGGACACCCUAUGAUGAUGUCACAUGGUGCACUACCCCCACCUCCGCAUGGAUCGCCUUAUGAUAGUUCUCCCCCCAGUAUUAUGGACUUGCACAAUAGUUAGUUUAUAAACCAAUAUUCUUGAUAUGGAUAAUUUUGUGUUGUGUAGAACUUUGUCCAUUUUGUAUACCUCCCCCAAAAAAACCUUAAUCAUGUUCAAUUUUGUAGUGCAAUAAUAAUUUCAUUUCAAGUGUCAUAAAUUUAUUGUUACUGUGGCUCUUCCACUGCAAAAAUGCUCGUCAAUUCUACAGGUUUUAAAAUUAUUAAAGAAAGAAUUUUUUUAGCAUAACUUUAGUUCUUAUCCUUUAUUGUUAAUAACUUCGUCUGAAAUUAAACAUAUACGUAUUAACAAUAUAACUUAAAAAACAAUAUUUUAAAAUGCUACAAAUUUUAACCACUUACUUAAAAGAAAUCAAUUAUUUAAAUACAUUUUAGCUGAUAUAUGUUGUUAAUUUUAAUAUAGUUUUUAUCAUUAUAAAUUGUGUAUUUUAUGUUUUUAAAAAAAAAUAGUUUGUGUUCAAAUAAUUGUCGGAAUGUUUAGUGAUUUUUGUACAAAUGAAUGGUCAUGUUAAGUUAAAGUGUGUAUCUUCUUAGAAAAAUGUUUUAAAAUGUGAUGAUGAUUGCUGUAAAACGUCUUUGUAUAUAAAUAUAACACUGAAUAAAUUAAUCAGUAUUAAAUUACAUA